UUUUGCAAGGAAAACCCUGCAUUAAAAGUUUAUUCUGUAAACUUUUUAAGAAUCACAGGAGUACGAGUACUGCGAAUUCCAGAAAUGGAAAAUGAAAAGCGAAUUGAACGUAUUUUGCACGUAGCUGCACCAUGCAGGUUAAAAUCUUUUGACAGACCUCAUUGUCAGUGUUCAAACUCCCCCGUUUUCGAAAGAGGAGUGUGGAUAUCUUAAUAAUUAAUGUCCCCAUGCGUUAAAAAUUGAAUUCGAUGCCGUAAAUUCAAGACGGUACUGAAAGGAGAAAUGAAGAGAAGUAUCCACUAUCCACCACCUCUUUCCGGAAAUGUCAGGCGCGAAUCGCGAUGAUCUUUGGUUGCUUUGGCCUGCUUGACCAUUACCCAAAAAUAUGUCAGCCGCCCACGGCGACAGCGGCCUCGCACUCCAGAGAAAGCCAAACCUAAGAAACCAAAAAGCUUGGAUUGUUGGGACUGUUCUGUUUUUAUUUAAAAUUCUCGUAAAAGCAGAAUUUUUAAGUAAUCCAGGCGAUCCGUUUCGCCAGCGUGGUCCAUUUCGACCACGCGUCCAGAGCAAUCUCGCAUCGUUUCCCUCCAGCAAUAUCAGUAUUCCCACGGGCGCGCGUCCCCCGUACCGUCCGCCGCCCGGAUCAGCGCGCGGACCCGGUCCAGGGUAUGGACCGCAGGUGGGACUGUCAGGUCCCCGCAUCCUUCAGGGGGAUUCCAGCAGUUUCAGCGCGGCCCACGCCGUCCAUUCGGCGGAAUUAAUAUGGGCAUGCGGAUGCCACCACGUGGUCCUGGUUUUGACGGCGGAAUGGGUCAUGAGGGUGCGGGGCAGCAUCCGAAUGGAGGAGCUGGUGCGAGAUUCCCACCGACACGUCCCUAUCAACGAGGCGGUCCCAUACAGAAUCUCGCUCCUGUCGGACCCACACGGGGACGGGGGAAACGCACGCCGCAGUCUCGACCGGUCGAUGAAGAAGAUAUUCUAACCGUCCGACCAUUAGGCGCUGGACAAGAAGUUGGUCGUUCGUGUAUCUUAUUGGAAUUCAAAGGCAAGCGAAUAUUACUGGACAUGGGAAUACAUCCAGCUUUUCAUGGACAUGCUUCGCUGCCUUAUUUGGAUCAUAUCAAUGUGGAAGAUAUCGAGCUGCUCCUUAUUACUCAUUUUCACUUGGAUCACUGCGGAGCGCUGCCUUAUUUUCUUAUGAAAACGAAAUUCAAAGGACGAACGUUCAUGACGCAUGCCACAAAAGCUAUCUAUCGACUGACUUUAACCGAUGGACUGCGAGUCAGUCAGGGACAAGAACAGCUCUUCACGGAGGCCGAUCUCGAUAAAAGUAUGGACAAAAUCGAAACCGUGGAUUUUCAUGAGGAAAAAGAAAUUAACGGAAUUCGAUUUUGGUGUUACACUGCUGGUCAUGUUCUGGGCGCUGCUAUGUUUAUGAUUGAAAUUGCCGGCGUCAGGGUGCUGUAUACCGGAGACUUUUCACAAGAGGAAGAUCGGCAUCUUUGCGCGGCGGAAAUUCCCACGAUGAGGGCUGAUGUGUGUAUUAUGGAAUCUACGUACGGAAUCCAUGUGCACGAGGAUAGAGAAACUCGAGAACAUAGAUUUCUUAGUCAAGUGCGGACCAUCCUUAUGCGUGGCGGGAAAUGUCUUAUACCUUCUUUCGCACUUGGACGAGCCCAGGAAAUCCAGCUCAUUCUCGAUGAAUACUGGGAUUUACAUCCAGAAAUGCAGGAUUACCCUAUAUAUUAUGCGUCCGCUUUGGCGAAGAAGUGUAUGACUGUUUACCAAACAUAUACGGGUGCAAUGAACGACCGUAUCAAGAAGAAGCUUUCUGUGCACAAUCCAUUUAAUUUUAAAUUCAUCCAGCCUGUCAGGGGUCGCGAAGAUUUUGAUGACAAGGAACCUUGUGUGGUGAUUGCAAGUCCCGGUAUGAUGCAAAGUGGACUGUCGAGAGAACUGUUCGAAUUGUGGUGCGGUGAUUCCAAAAAUGGUUGUAUUAUUGCUGGCUACGUUGUCGAGGGCACUUUAGGCAAACAAAUUUUGAGCGAGCCAAAAGAAAUCAAAACAUUGGCCGGACAGACGAUUCCGAUGCGCAUGUCAGUGAACUAUGUAUCGUUUUCGGCACAUACCGACUUUCAGCAAACCAAGGCAUUUGUGGAAGCAUUGAAGCCUCCUCAUAUUAUUCUUGUUCACGGUGAGCAAGCUGAAAUGAACCGUUUGAAAAUGGGAUUGACACGAGACUUCGAGAACACGGACUAUAAGUUUCAGCUGCAUACUCCAGCUAAUACGCGCAGUGUUCAGUUGAAUUUUAAAGGAGAGAAAACUGUGAAGGUUGUGGGAGCACUAGCUGAAAAGCGUCCGCGUGAUGGUGAUGAAUUUUCCGGUAUACUGUUGAAGAAGUCCUUCACUUAUACGUUGGCGGAUGCCAAAGACAUACCAAAUGUUACUGAUCUUCCUCGCACUGAAAUGACACACCGAGUGUGCAUACACUAUGAAGGGGGAUUGGGCAAUGUGAUAAACUUGAUGCAGGAAAUCUGUUCUGAUGUCAGCGUGAUAUCUCAAACGGAAGUGGCUUUCUUUAACUGCUUAAGGAUUAAGAAGCAAGAGAGGACGUUAGUUGUAGAGUGGGAUGCCAGCACGGUUGCUGACAUGUUAGCGGAUGCUCUCUUGGGCAUGCUUGUGCACUUGCAGGAGGAGAGCCCAUGCGAUCCGUUACCCCCUCCUAGCUGGGAUGAUCAACAAGAACGGCUGCGUUUCUAUGACGGGGUCAAGCGUUUACUAACGGAUGUUUACGGUGCGGAAUGUCUCACGCCAAAUGACAGUGCCAGGACAAUUCAUCUGGACGUUAAAGGCAAAACAGCUGAGAUCUUAACGGAUGAAUGCAAAGCUGUCACCACCGAUCUGGGAUUCAAAUCCAGUCUGUAUACGUAUCUUGCUCGACUUUACCGUUCCAUGUUCCCUGUUGAUUUUUGGUGCCACACUGAUGCUGGUUUGGCUAUUUGAAAGAUGUUCUGCUUAUUUCCGAUUGGAAUUUGUAUUUGAAUUGUCUGUACAGUUUAAAUUGUAACUGUUGGUAUUCCUCAGAAAUUUUUUUGUUACAGAUUUUAUGUACAACCGAAGUUGAUUUUUUUGUUUUCUGCCAUGUUGCUGAUACGCUUUUUUUCACAGAAGCUCCGUCAUUGGUAU
Messenger RNA from Paramacrobiotus metropolitanus, 3186 nucleotides. Its product is annotated as cleavage and polyadenylation specificity factor subunit 3-like. The transcript is spliced from 16 exons. Lineage: Eukaryota; Metazoa; Tardigrada; Eutardigrada; Parachela; Macrobiotidae. The record is from RefSeq and is a predicted model, not a curated record. Gene Ontology annotation, biological process: mRNA 3'-end processing by stem-loop binding and cleavage. Gene Ontology annotation, cellular component: mRNA cleavage and polyadenylation specificity factor complex. Gene Ontology annotation, molecular function: RNA endonuclease activity; RNA binding; 5'-3' exonuclease activity. The coding region runs from base 763 to 3003 and encodes 746 amino acids.